This is a messenger RNA of Cyphellophora attinorum, 1341 nucleotides long. RefSeq lists its product as uncharacterized. NCBI's taxonomy places the organism in Eukaryota, Fungi, Ascomycota, Eurotiomycetes, Chaetothyriales, Cyphellophoraceae. Bases 1 to 1341 code for a protein of 446 amino acids. The transcript has a single exon. The record is from RefSeq and is a predicted model, not a curated record.
AUGGACAAUACUGCGGAGGAUGUCCAGGCGGAAACUCAGCAGCAUUUCCGGUCAGAUUCCCGGGUCGAAGCUUGGCUGGAUACUCUAGACAACGCUCAGACAGACAGUCCGGACGACACUCGGGGCGACGGUUUGGACGACACUCCGGGCGAUACUCAAGAAAUCACUCAGGACGAGGGUCACAUACGACAGCAUUGCCUACCGAGAGCAGAAAGACAGCUCGGACAACUCCUCAGCAUCGAGGGUUGCAAGCUCUUGUCACCUGCACAGUGGGAAACCAACAACAUACCUACCAGAACCAGCAUAGUAGGAAAACUUCGACCUGGCGCUGUCGGUUCGGCCAUCCACGUCAAGGAGACGAAUCGAGACGUUGUCUUCAAAGUCAUACGAAUUCUGGGAGUCGGCUCAGGCUUAGAUCCAUCCACGUCCCCUGAAGUUAUAUCCCAAGAAGUCCGCAAUCUACGAGCUGUCUCAAGUCUUCCAGGCUUUGUGAAGUAUCGCGGAAUGAGCUUGACGUACGGAAAGCCUCCAUACCCUCUGGAGUCGCGACCUACAUCAUGCAGUGAGGAGUUUCAUGCCGCUGGUGGCUGUAGCACACAUUUCAUGGCUAUCAUUGAACAGGACUUUGGCGGCGAGACCCUCAAGUCACUGUUAGCGAGGUAUAAGAACGAUCUGGAGCAAGAUUUUGGGCCGCAUUGGCUACCAGCAUGCUAUCGGAAUCUGGCCGCCGUCUACCUGGGCACGCUCGCGGUGCUUGCGAAUGCUGAAAAUGCGUUAGGCUACACGCACAAUGAUCCCCACUCCGGCAAUGUUGUCGUGGAAUUCCCAACACCAAGUGCAGUCACGACACCAUCGACAGAAGAGCAUAGCAGCCAGAACGCCGCAACAUACCAACGCGAGACCUUUGCAGACACCCAUGUCCGAGUUCGACUGAUUGAUCAGGAGGCUGCUACGUUCGAGCCGUCCGUUGUGGGCGAAAAGCCUGGAACGGCGACUGAGCUGCGGACUAAUGUGUUGCACUGGAUCGCAUUGCUAAUUAAUUGCUGGAAAGCGUUCGGAAAGACUCGUCCAGAAGAGAUCUGGGAAACAAAAUGGGAAGAAGCACAAGAAUUCUUCGAGAAUCCCGCACAGUCGCGUGCCAAACUUGCUCAGAUGAACACUCAAGAUCGGCGUGACAGCCAGAUAUGGUGCGUCCUGGUGGCGGGUCAUAUUCUCAAGUCCAUCACGGCAACUCCGCACAAUAGGAUCUUCACGUCGAUGGAUGUUCUGCAGCGACUCAUUGAUAUGGGCAUCACCACGAAGAAUGAAGCAUAUGGUCUCAUAGGGGAGGUGAAGGAGUAA